Messenger RNA from Oncorhynchus nerka (sockeye salmon), 7273 nucleotides. Its product is annotated as inositol polyphosphate 5-phosphatase OCRL-like. Gene Ontology annotation, molecular function: inositol phosphate phosphatase activity; phosphatidylinositol-4,5-bisphosphate 5-phosphatase activity. The transcript has 22 exons. Bases 1440 to 4304 code for a protein of 954 amino acids. The record is from RefSeq and is a predicted model, not a curated record. NCBI's taxonomy places the organism in Eukaryota, Metazoa, Chordata, Actinopteri, Salmoniformes, Salmonidae. Gene Ontology annotation, cellular component: cytoplasm; membrane. Gene Ontology annotation, biological process: signal transduction; phosphatidylinositol dephosphorylation.
UCGGGAGUGACGAGCAGUGCUUGGCAAUAUCCUUAUGAAAGUCUGCCAUUUCUUUUGUUUUGCUUUUUUAAAACUAGGUAGCUGUUAGCAUGCUAACAUAGCUAUAGGUUUUUAGGUCGCUAAGUUAUCCAGCUAAAUUAACUGUUUAGGUUUGGUUGCAUUUUAUAUUUUUAAUAAUAUUGUCUUGCAGGUCAAACAUUUUGUUGUGUUUACUCUGAAUAUUUCAGCUGAUUAGUGUUUUUCUCAGUCUGACACUGAAAUAAUGAUCCAUGUUUUACUAGCAGGGUUGAUUUAAUACUACCCAAGAAAGCCUUUGGUCAACUGACCAAGACCAUACGGAGAGCACACCGGUUUUUAAUUCUCUGUGUUUGUUUUCUGUGUGUUUUAGAAUAGAUUUUGAAAGUUUUAGAAUUUAUUUAGACAAUAUUCUUUUAUUAGUCUUUAAAUCACUUCACGAUUGUGCACCCCAAUACAUGACAGACUUGCAGAAUGUACCCAGUAGGUCCCACAGUUCCUCUGGCACUAGCCUUUUAACUAUCCCAAAACCUUGGACCAAGAGGCAGACUUUAGUUACUAUGCCCUCAGCCCCUGGAACAGCCUGCCAGAGAACCUGAGUUUUUAAACUGUGAAACUGUGGGCAUUUUUUAAAGAGAUCUUUAACACCUUUUUAUCUUUGUUUUUCCACAGGGUGCUCUUAGUCUUUUAGUCAUUCAGUUCUUUUAGAUAUAUAUUAUUUUAUUACAUUUCAGCUUUUUAAAUUAUUUUAUUUUAUAUAUUUUUACCACGGAUUAGACUCUUACAGUCCUUGUUCUCUGCAUUUGCAUCCAUGAAGUUUGAUUUGUUAACCCAGUAAGCCUAGUUAGCUAGCUAGGAAUAUUCUGUCCAUAGAAUUAUAAUACAAAAUAGAAUUAAAUAGGAUCUCUAUGGCUCUGUCCAGCUGUGCAUGUCUUGGAAUCUCAACAGCCUAAAAACUCUUGCUUUUUGCUUCAGUUUCCAAAACAAUGUAACCAAAUAACCAGUUACUUGGUCCAUACAGUAUGUGGUCAUGAUGACUUACUGUUUGUAGGUUGUGCAACUGUACUAACUAGCUUAACAUUGUUUCUCUCAAUAAUACCACAUAAGCCUUAUACACGUCUUCCAUUGUUAUUAACAUAUAGCUCCAUUUGAAGUAUUUCACAACAACCUUGAAUAGACAACAGUCUGGAAUAGCUAGUGUGGUUAAAUAUUUGUUGACCAAAUCAUAGCCAAUAUUCUGGUCACUCGGCCUAUUUGUAGUUUCAUCUUCAAGUUCUAGCCUGCCCUAGUGUGUGUCCCUGCCCUCUCAUCAUUGCUGCUGGUUCCUUAAUAGUGAUGCUCAAACUGUAAGAGGACAGGAGGUAAGGCUGUCCGGUCAGAAGGAGCCCAGGCUACUGUCACUGAUUGAGUUCUCUGGGGAGUUUAUGUUAGGUGUUUCGGCUAACCCUGAUACUGUUGUGUCCUGUCUGGUACAUCAGUUGUCCAUACCCAUCAACAGUCAUUUUCAGACUGUGCGAGAGGCCGAAGAAGCGCUGCUCAUUGACUUGCCAUCAAAAACUUGCGUUAGGAUACGGGUCAGAGGGGAGAAAGCCCUGGAGCUGAUUCUGGAGCUCCAGGAUGAUGAGCGCAGCCAGUCCUUCUUCUCCCAGUUGAAGAGAGCCAAGCAGCAAGUCGAGUCCAAAAGCACGCAAAUCAAAGCCAUGGAUCCUAUCAUGCCGGCUCCCCGCAAGGUCUCUGUCCCAGUCCCACCCAUCCCUCCUCAGAGAGGGAUCCACAAAGCUGUCAACUCUCACACCAAGCCCACCGGCGUACCGCCACCGCCUCCCAACCUCAACAACAGCUCUUCAGCCAACCAGACCGGCACAGCUGACAGACAGGACCCAACUCUCUCUCUGGCCAUAGACUUUGGCUUCGAGGACAACUUCAAUAAUUCCCUCAAAGUGGAGGAGAAGAAGAACCAGCAGAAUGGCAUCGGGCCCCCCCGGGAAGCUCCUCCAGUUCCCCCCCUGCCUCCACGUAUAGGCUCCUACACUCCCUCCAAUCCUCUCCCACCCACGCCCAUCCCCACUUCCAAAGACAGAGUUUCGUCCAUACAGGCUAAAGAUGCCGCCUUCAUCACGCCUGCCAAAACAGAUCUUAGUGUUGACCGGCCCACCUCGUGGUGUGACAGCCCCACCACCAACAGCAUGCGGAAUGCCAUGUUCUCCACUCAGGCCAGCCAGAGAGAGUACCUCAUCAAACACCGCCUGGCCAAGAAGGAGAAGGAGUACGUUGACAUCAAGGACUUCAGAUUCUUUUCUGGAACGUGGAAUGUGAAUGGCCAGUCUCCAGACAGCAGUCUAGAGCCCUGGCUGUGUUGUUCGCUAGAACCCCCUGACGUCUACGCUCUGGGUUUCCAGGAGCUGGACCUGAGCACAGAGGCCUUCUUCUAUCUGGACUCCUCUAAGGAGCAGCUGUGGGUAGAGGCUGUGGAGAGAAGUCUGCACCCCAAAGCCAAGUACAAGAUGGUGCGUACCAUUCGACUAGUGGGCAUGAUGCUAGUGGUGUUUGUCAACAAGGUGCACAAGAAUCACAUUAAAGAGGUUGCGGCGGAGCACGUGGGAACUGGCAUCAUGGGGAAAAUGGGCAACAAGGGAGGUGUGGCGGUGCGCUUUGUGUUCCACAACACCAGCUUCUGCUUUGUCAACUCCCACCUGGCGGCCCACGUGGAGGACUUUGAGAGGAGGAACCAGGACUACAAAGACAUCUGUGCCCGCAUGAGCUUCCACCUGCUAGACCACCCUCCCCACAAUAUCGUCAAACACGAUGUAGUGAUCUGGGUAGGAGAUCUGAACUACCGGUUGUUUGUGUACGAUGCAGCUGAGGUCAAACAGCUCAUCUCCCACAACCAACUGAGGAAACUGCAGGAGUAUGACCAGCUGAAUAUCCAGAGACAGAACAAGCGAGCUUUCACAGACUUCAUGGAGGGAGAGAUCAAUUUCAUGCCCACGUACAAGUAUGACGCCAAGACGGACCGCUGGGACUCUAGUGGGAAGUGUCGUGUCCCAGCGUGGUGCGAUCGGAUCCUGUGGAGGGGCAGUAAUGUGAAGCAGCUCCACUACAGGAGUCACAUGGAACUGAAGACCAGCGACCACAAGCCUGUCAGCUCCCUCUUCAGUGUCGGGGUGAAGGUGGUGAACGAGGCACGCCACAAGAAAGUCUUUGAGGAGAUCGUGCGUAUGAUGGACAGGAUGGAGAACGAAUUCCUCCCGUCUCUGGCACUGACCCACAGAGAGUUCACCUUUAAGGACGUCAAGUUCCGCCAGCUGCAGCGGGAGAGUUUUGUGAUCUCUAACGACGGGCAGGUCGCCUGCCACUUUGUCUUCAUCCCCAAGCUCAACGACUUGCAGUACUGCAAGAACUGGCUCCGCGCUGAGCCCAGCGAAGGCUUCCUAGAGCCCAACGAAACUUUAGAGAUCUUCCUGGAUGUGUACGUGAGCAAGGACUCGGUGACGCUGCUCAACUUGGGAGAGGACGCCAUCGAAGACAUCCUGGUGCUGCACCUGGACCGAGGCAAGGACUACUUCAUCACCAUCUCCGGCAACUACCUGCCCAGCUGCUUCGGUACCUCGCUGGAGACCCUGUGCCACAUAAAGAAGCCCAUCCGGGAGGUCCCCAUCACCAAGCUCAUCGACCUGGAGAAGUCCAGGGUGAGCUUCCUGAUGGUGGACAGUGCCGGCACGGAGGACAAGCCCUUAAAGAUUCCCAAGGAGGUGUGGCUGCUGGUGAACCACCUCUUUACCAUGUCCUGCCAGCAGGAGGACCUGUUCCAGACACCGGGCCUGCAGGAGGAGCUGCAGGGUGUCAUCGACUGCCUGGACACCAGCAUUCCUGACUCCAUCCGUAUCCUUACUCAUAUGUCCCCAGUCAUUCCUGACUCCAUCCCUGGUUGUAACCACUCCGUGGCCGAGGCCCUGUUGAUAUUCCUGGAAGCUCUGCCGGAGCCAGUGGUCUGUUACGAGCACUACCAGCGCAGCCUGGACUGCUCCCAUGACAGCCGCCUCUGCAAACAGUUGAUCUCCCAGCUGCCCCGGGCUCACCGCAACGUCUUCCGCUACCUGAUGGCCUUCCUCAAGGAGCUGCUGAAAUAUGCCCACAACAACAACCUCACUGCCAACCUCAUAGCUACCCUCUUUGCCAGCCUGCUCAUCCGACCCCCGCCCAACAUGGUGGGCCGACAGACAGCGCAGGACCGACAGAGAGCCAUCGACUUCAUUCUGGGCUUCCUCAUGGGAGGGGACGAGGAGUGAGGGUUCAGGGGAUCAGACAGCCUGGACCUUUUGAUUACAGACUGAGGAAUGGGGUUUUGGUGGACACACGGUCCAUGUAUGUGUGUAAGGGACCAUGGUGGAUUGUGUUGUGGGAGAACAAACAGUGCAGUCUUAUCAGACUCUUAUCAAUGCCCCAGCCCCCAGCCUUUUUAGUGCUGUACUUCAGUCACUCACAACCAUCACCAUUAACCAAGUCCCAUAGUUUUCAUCUCUGCUCAUUGUGUGGCUGCAGGACCAGGAGUUUAGGUGUUGGGCAGCUUGGAGUGACAGUGAACAGUCAACUGACUGACGCCCCACUCCCCAGGCAACCCAUGCCCCAUUCAACCCCCACUGAGGACUGUUCCGUGCCCCAUUCAACCCCCACAGAGGACUGUUCCGUGCCCCAUUCAACCCCCACUGAGGACUGUUCCGUGCCCCAUUCAACCCACACUGAGGACUGUUCCGUGCCCCAUUCAACCCACACUGAGGACUGUUCCGUGCCCCAUUCAACCCCCACUGAGGACUGUUCCGUGCCCCAUUCAACCCCACUGAGGACUGUUCCGUGCCCCAUUCAACCCCCACUGAGGACUGUUCCGUGCCCCAUUCAACCCCCACUGAGGACUGUUCCGUGCCCCAUUCAACCCCCACUGAGGACUGUUCCGUGCCCCAUUCAACCCCCACUGAGGACUGUUCCGUGCCAAAACGACUCCCUUUACCUGAUUUGAAUGUGAACUCUGAAUGGAAGUACAAUAUGUAUGUAGGAACCCACAGAUACUAAGAUAAUGAUGAUCUGUUAGUAUGUUACACUAAAGAUACACGUAGAGGGUCGUGCAGAAAAUGUGGAUCCCAUUCUACCUGGUGGAUACUACUCUCAGAGUGAACGAUUCAACCCGUGGGUACAUAGUGAUAUCGGACGCAAGAGACUUCUGGGGAACACAGAGAGACUAAAUGAAUCCUUGCUUGUCCGAAAUACCGACCAAGGAAGUUUGACGUUCCUCUACAAGAUAAUGAUGACAAUCCGGAGCAGUCCUUUCUGGGAUCUGGGAGACAUAUUGGGAGAUGUGCUAGAACUGUCAGCUAUGGUGUAAACAAAUGUUAUUUAUGAUUUAUAUUCUUUCCUUACAUAACUUUGUACCAUCUUUAGAGUUUAUUUCAACUUCAUACUUCUUUUAAGAGACCACAUUUUGGAUAUUGAGCGUUAUCGUGAGUUAGGCUGAUUUCUCCAUUCAAGUACAUUACAACUCUGAACCCAAAUCACACUAACUUGACCUGCUUGUACAGUAUGUGCUAUUCUCUGGGCCAGUUUUUCAGACCCAGAUUCAUCUUAUUGGAGAGUUAACAUUCGCGAUUGAGCAUGCUUUUUUUUGUUGUUCAAGAGUGGUUCAAUGUGGUUGUCUCAUCCAGCUAUCUUAAGAUGAAUACACUAAUUGUAAGUCGCUCUGGAUAAGAGUGUCUGCUACAUGACUAAGAUUAGUUGGCUUUUAGUCUUGAGUCCGGGAAAAACCCUUCCUACAGUGUGCUACAGAACAUAACAAAGACAAACCUACUACGGCAUCGAUGUCUUAACAUUUGUUGCAAACAGUCCCUCUCCUGUCCGCAUUGACCUCUUGUGGGUUUUUUGACUCUGCUGUCACCUCUUAUUAUGGUGGUGCAAACCGUGUGUUCAAUAUGUAUGUAUUGUUUGUUGGUCAUGCAGGUACCAUCGUUUAAAUGCUUGUUUAUAUGUUUAUUUUCUCGCUUCAGCCUCGUCUGCCUCGCUGUCUGCCUUCAUACUGGUUAGAGCCUCAUUGUAUUGGGCCUGUGUGCUCAGGCAGGGGCCUUUCUUGUCACAGUCGAUUCAGACAAUAUAAUGUCCUGUUUUACUGUCUUGAGUUUCAUCUAAAGUAGCACCCUAUACCCUAUAUAAUGCACUACUUUUGACCAGAGAGCGCUGGUCAAACGUAGUGUGCUAUAUAGGGGAAAGGGUGCCAUUUCGGACGUACCCUAAUACCUUUUUCAGUGGCAAAGCAUUUUUUACAGUGCAGGUUGAACAGGAUUUAUAUGUUCAUUACUCUCCGCUGAGACAAAACUGUUUUUUCCCCCCUAAAUGCUGUCGUGGAACGUGUUAUGGUUGUGAAACGAGGAACUCUAAUGCUGUGACAUUUCUACAGUGUUUAUUCCCUUUGUUUUCCACACUGUCGUCUAGUAACGUUGGUAAUAAGGCGUGAAAACAGCUCCUGGCUGGCCUGUUGUGUGACGUUUCCCUCUCUUAUGUCUCCAGUCAACUAAUCUAGCCAGAAAAACCUGUUACUUAGUCAACAGACAUGUACUGUAAUCUAGCCAGAAAAGCUACAGAAAAGGCAUUCAAAGUUUUAAAGUGUUUUUUAAUAUCGCAUGAUUUUGUAGCUAACACAAUGACAGGCUGUUAAUCAAAGCACUUAACAGUUUGGUUGUCUCUCUGUCAGCUCUCACCCAGAGAGGAUUUUGAGUGGUUGGCCCAAGUCGUGUGUGACUUCCGGACUGCAAUCAUCCAUAGAGUACAUUCUAAAAUGGGCCCGAUGCGCUUGCAGCAUUCUUCAGAGUUGUCAUAGACGUAAGCGCUUUGCUUAGCUUUGCCAAACCAUGAUUGGCCCUGGAUGGAUUGGUCCUACCUGUUGUCUCGGACUCUUACCGAGGAGGAACAGUGAAUCUGAGAUUGUCAUCUCAUUCACAACACAAAGCUUUUACAUCAGAGACGAGGUUAUCCCCAGCUGCAGAGAUAUUGUCAGAAUUGAAUAUUCAAAUUGGGAGAUGAGCCCACAUUCAUGUUGUCCUAGCUGUCCCUUCAUCUGUGGUCUGUCUGUGUUUUCAUGUGUUGUCUUUUCCUGCUCUGCACCCCUUCAUACUGUGGCUUUUGUAAUGGUCUGUCUAGUAAUAAUGCUACAUGUGCACAACUGUUUUUGGUAUUUUAUAUUUAUUUAACGGAAAUAAAAUAAUGUAUGAAAAAAACA